AUUUGUCAUUCAUGUUUUGAACUUGAUCAUAGAGGGGGAAUACGAGAGUUUUAUAAAAUUGUAUGAGUCUUUAAAAACAUAAUUAAACAAGAUAAAAUGAGUUCAUUUGGCGAAAUUGUUGAACCGGCAAGCCGAACAAUUUGGGAAGAUUGGGAUGAUAUUUUACCAGAAAGCGAAGAUUCUAAAUUGCAGUGGCAAAAUAAAGUCGAAAUAAACCAUGACAUUGAUACAUUCUACUUUAUUGAUGGGAAAUAUUUAAAAAACUUCAUAGAUCUACAGUCACAGCAAUUGCAAUUAGUAAAUGAAAUUAAAGAAGUGAAUUUAAGAAUAUAUAAAAAUAAACUGCUUCAUAAAUAUCUGUGUACAAUGAGAGAUUAUGAUAUUGUAUUAAGCAGUGAAAUUGUUGAAUUGUUACAUCCAUAUUUGGAAUCUUGCAAAAAUGUUAUAAUGAUCCAAACAAUACCUAUUUCUGAAUAUCGAAGUAGCCAUCUUGUACAUCCAUGUGUUAUCAGAGGACUAUACACAUCGGCAGUAACAAAUAAAACAGAGUUUAAAUUUCCAAAACUAGAGCAACCUAAUAUAAUAUCUGGUGUUGCGGCAGGAGUAAUAUCAUUAAGGGAACAAUUGGAUCAAAAUGGAAUAGCAUUGAUAUGUUACAUGGAGAAUACAGAUGACUAUCAAGUGGAAGAGUUGCAAAAAUUGUUUGAUAAACUUGAUAUGGGGUCAGUUUACAAACCAACUAUUAAUAAUAUAAUUAGCUCUAAUUUAUAUAUUUGAUUUACAUUAAAUAUUGUCUUAUAUAAA
This is a messenger RNA of Papilio polytes (common Mormon), 804 nucleotides long. RefSeq lists its product as uncharacterized. The coding region runs from base 97 to 777 and encodes 226 amino acids. Gene Ontology annotation, cellular component: endoplasmic reticulum. Gene Ontology annotation, biological process: proteasome core complex assembly. Gene Ontology annotation, molecular function: proteasome binding. The record is from RefSeq and is a predicted model, not a curated record. The transcript has 3 exons. NCBI's taxonomy places the organism in Eukaryota, Metazoa, Arthropoda, Insecta, Lepidoptera, Papilionidae.